This is a messenger RNA of Drosophila innubila, 1094 nucleotides long. It is a transcript of the gene CycH, whose product is annotated as cyclin-H. NCBI's taxonomy places the organism in Eukaryota, Metazoa, Arthropoda, Insecta, Diptera, Drosophilidae. Gene Ontology annotation, molecular function: cyclin-dependent protein serine/threonine kinase regulator activity. Gene Ontology annotation, biological process: DNA-templated transcription; regulation of transcription by RNA polymerase II; regulation of cyclin-dependent protein serine/threonine kinase activity. The transcript has 5 exons. Gene Ontology annotation, cellular component: nucleus; transcription factor TFIIK complex. Bases 66 to 1043 code for a protein of 325 amino acids. The record is from RefSeq and is a predicted model, not a curated record.
UUGUCAGCGCUGCUACUAAACUGAAUAUUUAUAGUUGUUGAAUUAAUAAUUUGCAAUAUGCCAUAAUGUAUCCACUUAGUUCUCAACGACGUUCCUGGACAUUUGCCAACGAGGACCAGCUGCAAGCAUUCCGUGUAGAGCAAAACACCAAGUAUAUCGAGGAACAUGCUGCCGAGGCGCCACCAUCAGGCAAUCUCAACGAUUUCUUUCUGACGCCGGCUGAAGAGCGUCUGUUGCUGAAACAAUAUGAAAUUUAUUUGGUUGACUUUUGCCGGCGAUUCGAUCCGCCAAUGCCGAAAUGUGUGAUUGGAACAGCGUUUCAUUACUUUAAACGCUUCUACCUGAACAACACUCCCAUGGACUAUCAUCCCAAGGAGAUAUUGGCCACAUGCGUGUUUGUUGCCUGCAAGGUGGAGGAAUUUAAUGUGUCUAUCAAUCAGUUUGUCAACAAUAUUAAGGGGGAUCGCAACAAGGCCACCGACAUUGUGCUCUCCAACGAAUUGCUUUUAAUUGGCCAACUGAACUACUACCUCACCAUACACAAUCCGUUCCGACCCAUCGAGGGUUUCAUAAUAGAUAUAAAGACUCGCAGUAAUAUGCAAAAUCCAGAUCGUUUGCGUCCUCAUAUUGAUAGCUUCAUAGAUUCCACAUUCUUCACAGACGCCUGCAUGAUGCAUACACCUUCCCAGAUUGGCCUGGCUGCGGUGCUGCAUGCAGCCAGCAAGGAACAGGAGAAUCUUGAUAGUUAUGUGACCGAUUUACUCUUUGUGUCCGCGCCCGAGAAGCUGCGAGGUCUCAUUGAAGCUGUGCGCAAAAUACGUAUGCUGGUUAAAAACUAUCAACCGCCUGAUCGGGAGAAGGUUAAGGCCAUUGAGAAGAAGUUAGACAAGUGCCGCAAUCAAAAUAAUAACCCUGACAGCGAACUGUACAAGGAACGCUUGCGACGAUUAUAUACUGAUGAGGAUGACAUGCCUGCCGAUGAUGCCUCCUUUCACAUAGCCGAUGUUAGCUCAGAUACUUCUGCCAUGAAUAUCAGUCAAUAAAUUUGCCUCAUUUUUGAAAAAAAUAAAAAAAACUAAAUACAAAUCCAAAAA